Panicum hallii is the source of this 8128-nucleotide messenger RNA. RefSeq lists its product as uncharacterized. Gene Ontology annotation, cellular component: RAVE complex. Lineage: Eukaryota; Viridiplantae; Streptophyta; Magnoliopsida; Poales; Poaceae. The coding region runs from base 135 to 7550 and encodes 2471 amino acids. Gene Ontology annotation, biological process: vacuolar acidification. Gene Ontology annotation, molecular function: protein binding. The transcript has 16 exons. The record is from RefSeq and is a predicted model, not a curated record.
UUCUUGCCCACGUCCGCGCACACGGUUGUCGCCGGUUGGCUGAGAUCGGCCGCGGCUACCGGCGGUGAGGGGAUCCACAGCUAGCUACCACUACCAUCGCCGCCGCAGCGGUGCAUGCUGCAGCCGGCGCGACGAUGGGGGAGCGAGACGCGCUUCCGCCGUUGCCCCUCGCCCUCGGCCCGCCGCAUCUGAUCCCGCCGGCGCCCACCCACGACCCCCGCGCUAUCGCCUUGCUCCCCGACCUAGGUGGCCUCCCCUGGGUCGCCUACGCCGCGGGAUCCUUCCUCGUAGUAUCCCACCUCCCUUCCCCUUCCCGGGAUGACACCAGCGACGGCGCCGGGGAUGACGGCUGCUCCCCGUUCUUCCGCCAGGUCAUAGACCUCCACGCCCCAGUGUCCGCCGUUGCCUGGUGCGGUCGCGGGAGCGCAGAGGUCGCCGCCGCCGCAGACAACUCCGUCUCCAUCUUCCAGCCGGCGCCCGACGCCUCUUCCCCAGGUUCGUUUGGUUGGCUCCUGAGAUGGUCUAUCACCGAGACAUUUGCCAUCACCGCUGUGGCAUGGACAGGCGCGGGCGACGGCAUUGUGGCAGUUGGUGCAGGUGUGUCCAUGUGGGCCAGAGUGCAGUCCUCCUGGCAGCUCGCCUGGAGGUCUAUUCCGAAGGUGCCACAAUCCCUUGUCUCCUCUACCCGGUUUGUGCAGGGCCCUGUCGCAACAGUCGCAGCUGUUGCUCCGGCUGAGGGCAGUGUGCCUGUUCUUGUGUUUCUGAAUGAUGCCAAAAGGGGGCUGGAGCAAGCCGAGCUUGUGCAUCCGCAGCCUAUUUGCAUGAUCCAGUGGCGACCCUGGUUGUUAUGUGUCAGUGAUCGGUCUGAGAUCAGGAGAGAGAUCCUCAUGACUUGCUGCUUAGAUGGCACUGUCCGGCUUUGGAGUGAGGAUGAGCUGGUCAAGUCAAAGAAGCAACGUGGUUUGCAAAUAUCAUUCAGCGUCAUUGCAGUAAUCGAGGUGAACAACACUCUGAAUGGAGUCCUUGGAGUUGAUAUUACUGUCAGAUGGUCUAUGGAAUCUGGCAGUGUUGUGUCGAGAGAUGAAGAAGGUAAAUUUGAGUUGUUUUCAGGUGAUUCGAGGGAGAGCCAAGUUGGCAAAUGUGAGUGGCUUGUUAGUGUUGGCCCAGGGCCUUGUGUUAACUAUUGGGCUGUCCAUUGUCUAGAUGAUGUAUUUCCACCACCAAGGUAUCCACGGAUUACUCUAUGGAAACAGAGCAAACUGCAGGGCUGGGGGGAGUCCUAUGUUAAAUUGGCUCCUCCAAAAUCUCUAGAGCAGCCAAUAUUUGUUGAUGCUAUCGUAUCAAGAAGGUUAUGUUCUGACCCACCUACAACAUGCUCUUUGCUGCAUUUGCUGCCUGAUGAUUCUUUCGUUUGGUCAGCCUUAUCCAACAGUUUGUUACCGAAUUCUGGGACCCAUGUUUCAAGUGAAUCAGCUAAUAGUAUAUCAUGUUGUUUGACAAAACCUGUCAAACAAGAUGGGCAUAAGGGUAGGAUCAGACAGGUCUCUGUCCAUCCAUAUAGCUGUGAAAUACAGAUAGCUGUUUCAAUGGAUUCAAACAGAAUGUUAUUUUUCUGGUCUCUGUCAACCUUUUCAACUCUCAUACCAACAUUGCAUGCACCUACAUAUCCUUUAUGGAAGCCUUUGUGCAAAUUUGAUUUGCGUAACAGUUCUGAAGAUGUGGAGUACUCAUGCUUGUGUUGGGCGCCUUCUGUUAGUCGUGAUUUUAGAUUUCUUGUCCUUGGAGGUGAAAAUGGAGCUGACUGUUUCAUAGUCAGAAUUAAGAAAGAGGUUCUUACAUGCCAGAGGAUUUUCACGAUCCCUUUCCUUGGACAGAGAAAUGCGGAAGGACCCCCUGACAGUAUUCAUACCAUACCAUUGGAUUCUAAAUGCAGUGGGUGUUUUGUUAACAACAGCUUCCUAGUAGUAUGCAUAUGGAGGAAGAGCUUCCAAGCUUUUUCAUGGAAAGUAGUCUUGCAUUCGGAAAAUCAACUUGACAGUGGAAGAUGUUUGUGUGGUUUUGAUGUGAGCUCUCUUUCUACCACAAACCAAGUGAGGCAUGUAACUUGCUUCGACAGUGAAACUUUUUCAGCAGUUAUUUAUGAAGGUUCUUCAGUCUUUACUUCUAGCCUGGAGGGAGAAUAUCCCACAUGCAUUUCUGUAGUGCCGCUGAACAAUACAGUCUUGCCUAUACAACAUGAACCUUACAGAACUGUUCCUGGUUAUCAUAUUGCUACUGGGUGCUCUGAUGGCACUGUGAAACUUUGGAAGAUGUCUUGUGCAGAUAACUCUUUGCAGACUGAGAAAGAGGGACACAUCUGGGAACUAGUAGGCAUGUAUGGUGCUCACCGAGGACCAGUUAGUAUGGUUGUACUAUCAAAUUGUGGUAGAGUUGUUACUGUUUGCAGAAAUUUGAAGAAGAAUAGCACCUCUAUUAAUAUCUGGGAAGCAGUUAAACUCAUCGGGGAUGGUAGUUUUCUGCUAGAAGAUGCAGUAAUCUUGCAAGAUUAUAUUGUUGGUUUAGAGGGGCUAUCCUUAGGUGAUGGACGAUUUCUACUUGCAGUUUAUCUACCUAACGAGCUGCGCAUAUAUUCUCAUAAGCACCCUUCCUUUCAGAAUGUGCUGCACAAUGAUAAUUCAAAAGAAGAACAUCUUUGGAGCUGUAUUGCGUUAUCCCACUCUCAUCAUGACAUUGCUGGCUUUCUUUGGGGGCCAAAGGCAACUAUCACGCUUGUUCAUGAGAAUCAUCUUUCACUCUUCAGUUCAUGGCUAGUAACAGGAGCUGAUGAGUACACUACCCAGAUACGUGCUUGCCCAAUAGAUGUGCAUGAGAUGUUACCAUGUGCUAACAAUUUCAAUGAAACUGCUUUUGGUAAAUUCAAGUUACCAGAAACUUAUGGUAGCAGGACUAUUGUUAGCAAUGGUGUAUUGCGAACAGACCAAGAUGAUAGUUGCUGUUCUCAUAGUUUAUGGAACUUGUUGGAUAUAGCUGAUAAACUAAGCAGACCUGUGGCAUCGUAUAACCCAAGAGCACUUGUACAGUAUCUUUAUUCAGGUGAAUGGAAACGUGCGAAUGCUGCUCUGCAGCAUCUUUUUAAAUCCAUGAAAGCAAGUGAAGCUUCAAAGAUCACGUCAAAGUGCAGUUCAUGCCGUAAAUCAUGUCACAGUAUUCCAGAACUUCCUUUAUCUGAAUACUUUGUAGAAACCAUGUCCAACAACAUUUCUAACAAAGGCUUUUUGUGGGGUGAAGACAGAAGUAACACAACCUUUAAUUUGCUGUCACCUUCAAAUUCAUUUCUUUAUGGGGAUGGUAAUUUAGGUACCAGCACUACCACUAGUGCGUCUAAAAAAUCAGAGAUAGCUGAGCUCCUUGAUAAGAACUUCAAUGUAUAUGGCAUAAGUGACACUGAGAGAACUCAGAUACUUGCAAUUUCUGAUCUUAUGUUAGAAAUCUCUGAUCAGACCCGUUCCUCUCCCUACAAAAGCCUUGAUGAAGCAGGAAGAAGGUUCUGGGUUGCUGUGCAGUUCCGACAGCUUCAUGCUCUUAGGAGAUCUGGAUACUCAUCUAGUAGUGAAGGGUUCCUUGUUGAUUCUGCUUCGAUAGCGUGGGCCUUCCAAUCUGAUUGUCAGGAUGAUCUACUUAAUUCUGUGCUUCCUUUAGAGCCAACUUGGUCAGAGAUGCAAAAGCUUGGUAUAGGAUUAUGGUAUACCAAUGUGUCCCAGCUAAGGACAAGGAUGGAAAAGUUGGCAAGGUUGCAAUAUCUUAAAAGCAAGGACCCUAAGGACUGUGCUCUGCUCUACAUAGCAUUGAACAGAAUAAAAGUGUUGGUUGGUCUCUUCAAGAUUAGCAGAGAUGAAAAGGAUAAACGUCUAUAUGAGUUUCUCUCCAGGAACUUCCAGGAAGAAAGACACAAAGCUGCUGCUCUAAAAAAUGCUUACGUACUAAUGGGAAGGCAUCAAUGGGAGCUUGCUAUAGCAUUUUUCCUGCUUGGUGAUGAUUUUUCAUCAGCAGUCAAUGUUUGUGCAAAGAACCUUCAAGAUGAACAGCUUGCUAUUGUAAUUUGUCGGCUUGUUGAAGGAUCCGGAGGGCCCCUGGAGCGUAAUCUCAUUUCUAAUGUCCUUCUUCCUCGUUCAGUUGAGAAAGGAGACAACUGGCUUUCAAGCCUGCUUGAGUGGAUGUUGGGGAACUAUUAUCAGUCUAUCAAUAGAUUAUUUGGUUGCCAUCCCAAGUUGGAGGUUGAUGAGUCUAAAAUCGUUGGUGCUCCAAAUGUGUUUUCAGACCCAGAAGUGGGUCAGUACUGUGCAAUUCUCUCGACAAAAAAUGGUUUUAGAAACUGUGUUGGUGAAGCUGUAUCUGCAAAAUUAUCUAAGCUUUCAUUUGCAAUGGCUGCAUGUGCCUUGAACAAGUGUGGACUACCUCUUGAAGCACUUGAAUGCCUAUGUUCUAAUUUGGGCAUAGAUGGCAAGGAAAGCAUAAAUGUACCUUCUGGUGGAGAUCACAAGAUUUUUGAUGGAAUGCUGAACCCUUUCUCUGUUUCUAAAAAUUGGCUAUCUUCAUCUGUCAUUAGUGACUUUGAGUCCGACCUUAAAAUAACUAUGGCUUCAAAAUAUCUAUCCCACCUUCUGAGAAAUCACUUGUUCUGUUCACAAUGCAAUGCAUCAUUAUCUGAAGACAAGGUCCUUAAUGACUACAAUGGUCAUCAAAUUGAAGAACUUACACAUGAUGUUACAGCAGUAAUGUCGAUAUUCGAUAGAAGGUUCUCUUUAAAAUUUGCUGAUAUAGCUGAGAAGAUUCUAAUCUUUUGUUGCCAUGAUGGUUUAUUGUUUCUUGCGUAUGCUUUGUUAUGGGGGUGUAAAUCACCAGAUGUUGCCAUUGACCGUCACGGUCUUGAAUGCUUCUCUCUCCGUCCGAUUAAUUAUCUGUUAUUGGUUUCAUUCAAAGAGAGCUGCAAGUUUCUUAGUCGUCAUGUUGUCUAUUCCUCCUUCAUGCGUUUCGUUCUGAAUAUGGAACUCACAAAUACUACUGCAUGCACACCUAAAGAGAAUCAUAAGUACAUUAUAUCAGGGUUGUCAAACUACCUGAAUGCCAGCAGGUUGCUUCUAAGGCAUGACAAUGGUGGAAACGAUAUUCUAGAUAACAGGUCAGCUAUGCUUACGGUUAUGGAUCUGCUUGAGUACAUUAUAGAGUUUUCCUUUUCUUGGCUGUAUUGUGACAUAAAGGAAUUGCUUAUCAUGAUCAAUCCUGUCCUAGCUGCUUCCGUUAAAGGGGAGUCCUUUAAAGUACUAUUAGAUCGGUUGAAGCAUGCUAUGCUCCACAGAAGUCAUGAUGUACCAUUGAAUACAGAAGGGGGAAUGCCCAGCGCUUCAAUUCAUAAAAUACAGCUAAAAAAGAGUGAAAUUUCGAAUCAUUUAAUUGAUGAGAAGUGGCAUUUGUUAGGUGCUUCUUUGUGGAUUCGGUUGACAUCCGUAAUGCAACAUUAUUUGAGGGAGUUUGUUGAAAAAGAGAGACGUGAACAUGAAACUGGUGGUAGUGAUUCUGAGUUCAAGGGUCAUUUCUCUUCAGUUGCUGCAAAGUUUACUAUGAAUUCCAUACAUUUUGUGUCAUCUUCGUUAGUAAAACUGCACGCAUCAUUCUUGAGGAAGAAUUUACCAAUAAAUUCACAUUCUAGUGUGCUCUUCUGGUUAGAAUGUAAUUCAUCUCAGCAAUGGUCGGACAGCAAUAGUUAUGAUCAGCUUUCAAGAAUUUUGCAGCUUGCAAACAGUGAGAAUAUGGAGGUGUUGUUUAACAAUUUGUGGGAAAUUUCUGUUAAUUCUGUGGAUAUUUGUAAUGCUUUUGUGAAUGAAGGGGUUAAUUGCUUUUCAUUGAGCAACAUAAAUGUUACUAGAUCUUGGAAGGAUAUAAGAGGUACUGCAGUUGAGUGCAAAAACAAUAGUACUCAAAGAAGUGGAGAAGAACAUAAACAUGGACUUCGCUCGAAGAACAAUGAUAAAAGACAGGGAUUUGCUGACGAAGCGUCAUCUAAUGGAGAAGUCUUUCCUGAAACUAAAAGGAAGGAGUUGAUAGUACAAAAAGAUUUUCAAAGCCCAAUGGAACUUCUAAGUAGAAGUGGGGAACUCCUUGAGGCGAUAUGUCUUAACUCAAUCAAUGAGAAACAAGCUGCUAUCGCUACUAACCGAAAGGGCCUUGUUUUCUUCAACUGGAGUGAAAAGAAACAUUGCAAGAAAUUUGCAGAAUAUGUCUGGUCUCGAUCUGAUUGGCCAUUAGAUGGCUGGGCUGGUUGUGAAUCUACACCAACUCCAACUUUCAUUUCAUCUGGUGUUGGUCUUGGCAGAAAAAAAGGAUCCCAACUUAGUUCAGGUGGAGCAACUAUUGGUUUGGGUUCAUUGGCAAAACCUGGGAGAGACCUAACUGGUGGCGGAGCAUUUGGAAUUCCAGGGUAUGCUGGUAUUGGGGCCUCUGGGUUUGGGUGGGGUGAACCUGAAGAAUUUGAGGAUUUUGUCGAUCCUCCGGCAACACUUGAGAACAUCCAUUCAAGAGCAUUAUCCCGACAUCCUUCGUUACCAUUAUUUCUUGUUGGUUCAAGCAAUACACAUGUGUAUCUAUGGGAGUUUGGUAAAGAUAGUGCCAUGGCUACAUAUGGUGUUCUGCCUGCUGCUAACAUUCCACCGCCUUAUGCACUAGCUUCCAUAUCAGCUGUUCAAUUUGAUUAUUACGGACAGCGGUUUGCCACUGCUGCAUUAGAUGGUACCGUUUGUACAUGGCAAGUUGAGGUGGGUGGAAGAAGCAAUGUUCAUUCUACAGAUUCAUCCCUAUGCUUUGAUAGCCAUGCCUCGGAUGUCUCUUAUGUGUCUGCAAGUGGAUCAGUUGUCGCUUCUGCUGGAUCUAAUUCAAAUGGUGCAAAUAUUGUUAUCUGGGAUACCCUGUCUCCACCUGGCACAUGUCAAACUUCUAUUAUGUGUCAUGAAGGAGGAGCACGGUCUCUUUCAGUGUUUGAUAGUGAUAGAGGUUGUGGGUCUAUCUCACCACUGGUUGUAACUGGUGGGAAAAGCGGAGAUGUAGCUUUGCAUGAUUUCCGCUUCCUUUCUACUGGAAAGUCCCAGCAUAAUAGAAUCUCCAAGGAGCAUGGUGUCAAGGAACCUUCCAGGCACGAUACCGAAUCUGGUACUUCUGGUGGUACUGCUAAUGGGAUGGUCUGGCAUAUACCAAAGGCUCAUCUAGGAAAUGUCACCAAGGUAACAACCAUCCCAAAUACGAGCUUGUUCUUAACUGGAAGCAAAGAUGGAGAUGUAAAGCUUUGGGAUGCGAAAAAUUCUCAGCUGGUCUUUCACUGGCCAAAGUUGCAUGAGCGGCACACCUUUUUUCAACCAACUUCCAGGGGUUUUGGCGGUGUAGUUAGGGCUGCUGUAACAGACCUCCAGGUGCUGUCUCAUGGUUUCAUUUCGUGUGGAGGUGAUGGCUCUGUGAAGCUCGUUCAGCUAAAAGAUGAUCUUCCUGUGGUACAUCAACAAUAAAACAAGCAAGGCGGAAGGGGGCAAGAGGCAUGUUACACAAGGUUUUCUCGUGGCUGACGCUGUUGAUCAUUUGAUGUGAUUCAAUUUGUUUUUGUCCAGGAGAUGUUUUGCUUGUGUCAAGUAUGGCAUAGCAAGGACGGACUAUGUAAGAGCAGGAAAAUAUCUAAGCAAUUUGAUGGGAGCCUCUUGUACGUCAAGUUUGUACCUUACGUGUAGUGGGUUAUACUGGCGUUAGGUGUUUUUAUUGAGGUAAUGCCUAUUUGCUAUUCACAUAAGGCAGCGUCGUCCACAAAUCUCUGGAAACAUGUACAGUCAGUUAUGUUGUUUUGCUGGCCAGGGUGUCAAUCAUGGAGGAUGUAAAAUUGUAAACUAGAAGUAGGUAGUAGAUACCAAAACUACACUUUUUGUAGUUUGUUUACUUAAUACACAAUUGUUGGGUAAUCAGGCUGAUUCAUGCUGUACAAUGGCUGGGCAAGAUACAUUUAGUACGAGUGUUCGUGUUUGUUAUGAAGGGCAGUGGAGCACUGGUGUUAAGCUUUAUACUCUGUACAUUUAUGUAUCUAUCAUAUUUCAAGAAA